Dioscorea cayenensis subsp. rotundata (Guinea yam) is the source of this 1749-nucleotide messenger RNA. RefSeq names its product transcription factor ICE1-like. Lineage: Eukaryota; Viridiplantae; Streptophyta; Magnoliopsida; Dioscoreales; Dioscoreaceae. The record is from RefSeq and is a predicted model, not a curated record. The coding region runs from base 209 to 1540 and encodes 443 amino acids. Gene Ontology annotation, biological process: regulation of DNA-templated transcription. Gene Ontology annotation, cellular component: nucleus. Gene Ontology annotation, molecular function: sequence-specific DNA binding; DNA-binding transcription factor activity; protein dimerization activity. The transcript has 5 exons.
UCUUUCAUCAGUGCACCACUGACUCCUUCCUAAAAUAGUAACCAACAAGCUUCUCUUUUUUCAUUUAUAUAUAUAUAUAUAUAUAUACACAUCCAACUGCACCAUCAUAAGACUCAUAACCUUCCAAAAAUAACAACACUGAAAAAAAGGAGCUGCUUUUCUUCUUCUUCUUCUUCUUCUUCUUCUUCUUCUUCUUCUCUUGGCUCAAAUGCUAUCGCAUCUCAAUGGCUCGUCUUGGGCGGAGGAAGAGAACGCCUCAGCAGGAGCUCCAUGGGCGACGCAACCCUCGCCGACGCCGGCGGAGCCUGGGUCGCCGACCAACCUCAUGUCUCGUUUCACCAAGGAUGAGCUCAGUCUCAGCCUUCCAACCUUCAAAACCAUGCUUGAAGACGAUUGGUACUUCUCCUCCGCCACCGCGAGCUCCGCCACGCCGCAUUUUGAGCCCCUUCAAUCCCAGCGCCAAGAUAUCGCCUCUCUUCUCCCACCACUCGACUCCGCUUCGUCUUUCUCCUUCGCUCCUAAGUCCUCCCUGAGUUAUAUCCCCUUCGACCCUGCCUUUGAUCUUAGCUUCACUUCCUCUGAUUUGGGCGUCAACUCGUUUGAUUUCAGCUCCAAAUCCCAGUUCUCAAACCCCGCUUUGGUGCCCAACCCUGUGAGCUUUGAAACCAUAGAAAAUUCUUCGACGUUCAAUAGGUCCAAGACUCUCCAACCUCUCCAGGUCUUCCCUUCUCUGGGAGCUCAGCCCACUCUAUUCCAGAAGCGAGCUGCGUUGCAGAGGCAAAAUCUAGGGCUUGACAUGGAUAAAGCUGCGAGCUUUAGGGAUUUGGAGGGGCAGGAGAAGGACGAGGAUGGGUCCAGGAUGAAAUGGGACUCAGAUGAAGAGGAUAAGAACAAAGAGGAGAAGGAGGGCAAUGGGGAUGGCGAUGGAGUGGUGGAGAAGGGGAAGAAGAAGGGCCAACCAGCAAAGAAUUUAUUGGCUGAAAGGAGAAGAAGGAAGAAGCUCAAUGACAGGCUCUACAUGCUCCGCUCUGUUGUUCCAAAGAUCAGCAAGAUGGAUAGAGCCUCUAUUCUCGGCGAUGCCAUUGAGUACUUGAAGGAGCUUUUGCGAAGGAUUGAUGAACUUCACAAUGAACUCGGGACGGCACCUUCCAGUUCUGCAUUUCCACAUUCAACUACCAUGAACUUCCUCCCUCUGACACCGGCAACACCAACUUUGCCCAGCCGUGUCAAGGGGGAAUUAUGCACAAGCUCAUUAGCGAGCCCAAUCAGUCAAACACCAAGGGUUGAAGUCAGGGUAAGAGAAGGUCGAACCGUCAACAUUCAUAUGUUUUGUGCGCAGCGGCCUGGUCUCCUGCUCUCAACAAUGAGGGCUCUUGAUGGUCUCGGUCUUGAUAUCCAACAAGCAGUCAUCAGCUGUUUCAAUGGGUUUGCAUUGGAUGUUUACCACGCUGAGCAAUGCAAGGAUGUCCCCAGAGUUAUGCCAGAAGAUAUAAAAACAGUGCUUUUGAACUCUGCUGGAUUACAAACUGUGAUGCCAUAGAACAAACGGCUGCAUGGCUGCAAUCAGCUUCUUCUUUUUCAGCCUCAAUCUUUAAAAAUUGUUCAUGUGAAGUUACUGCCAUCCAUGAAGUUAUCUGAGAUUCGGGUUUUAAAAAAAAAAAAAGAGCUCAAGUUUACCUCAAUUUUGUAUCAAAGUUUAGUCAUUUUGGUUACAUUUACAUCUUUAUGUUUUUACCUCCAUGAACUCUG